AUGCCAGAGUCGAAAACUGCACCAGCGCCUAAGAAGGGGUCGAAAAAGGCUGUUACGAAAACUACGCCAAAGGGAGUAAAGCAGCGCAGACAAACCAGGAAGGAGAGCUAUGCUAUCUACGUGUACAAAGUGCUGAAUCAGGUUCACUCUGAUACCGGGAUCUCUUCCAAGGCGAUGGGCAUCAUGAACUCGUUCUUUAACGACAUAUUUGAGCGCAUCGCCGGUGAGUCUUCCCGUCCAGCUCAUUAUAACAAGCGCUCCACCAUCACUUCCAGAGAGAUCCAGACAGCCGUGCGCCUCCUGCUGCCCGGAAAACUGGCCAAACACGCAGUGACUGAGGGCACUAAGGCCGUCACCAAGUAUACCAGCUCCAAGUAA
This is a messenger RNA of Polyodon spathula (Mississippi paddlefish), 378 nucleotides long. Its product is annotated as histone H2B 3-like. Gene Ontology annotation, cellular component: nucleosome. The record is from RefSeq and is a predicted model, not a curated record. NCBI's taxonomy places the organism in Eukaryota, Metazoa, Chordata, Actinopteri, Acipenseriformes, Polyodontidae. The transcript has a single exon. Gene Ontology annotation, molecular function: protein heterodimerization activity; DNA binding; structural constituent of chromatin. The coding region runs from base 1 to 378 and encodes 125 amino acids.